Messenger RNA from Malania oleifera, 858 nucleotides. RefSeq names its product mitogen-activated protein kinase kinase kinase 20-like. Gene Ontology annotation, biological process: protein phosphorylation. The transcript has a single exon. NCBI's taxonomy places the organism in Eukaryota, Viridiplantae, Streptophyta, Magnoliopsida, Santalales, Ximeniaceae. The record is from RefSeq and is a predicted model, not a curated record. Gene Ontology annotation, molecular function: protein kinase activity; ATP binding. The coding region runs from base 1 to 858 and encodes 285 amino acids.
AUGAAGAGGAAUCGGGGAGAUGCAGCGGAGGAAUUCGAUUAUGGAGAAGGAGUCUCAUGGGUGAGAGGCCCUUUGAUCGGCAAAGGCAGUCACGGUUGUGUCUUCCUCGCCAAUCCCAGGAAGAAGAUGAAGAAAGGCGGCUGCUUUCCCUCCGUCAUGGCUGUCAAAUCCUCGGAGGUUUCUCUCUCUGCUACUCUGCAGAAAGAGAAGGAAACUCUCUGCAAUCUACAGGGUUGUUCCAGCGUUUUGCAGUGCUCCGGGGACGAGGAAACCUACAGUGAAGAUGGGCAGCAGAUGAUCUACAAUUUGCUUCUGGAGUACGCCCCCGGAGGAACUUUGGGUGCUCUCAUCAAGAAGCACACCGCCGUCGCUGCUCUCAUUCCCCAAUCUGAUGUCAGGGCCUACGCUAGGGCUCUUCUUCGCGGCCUUCGUCACAUCCACGCUCGCGGCUAUGUUCAUUGCGAUUUGAAGCCAGACAACAUUUUGCUUUUCCUUCCCAAUUCUGGUUCCGCUGUUGCUAAAUUUGUGCCGAAGAUUGCAGAUUUUGGGCUGGCGAAGCGGACGAGCAAACAGGGUCCUUGCUUCAGAGGGACUCCAUUGUAUUUGUCGCCCGAAGCUGUUGUUCGAGGCACACAGGGGCCUCCUUCUGAUGUUUGGGCUCUUGGCUGUGUUGUGCUUGAAAUGUUAACUGGGAGGCCACCGUGGAAUGGUGCCGCAUUUUUAGACGGCGAGGAUCUUCUCUCUAGGAUUCGCACUCCAAAUCAAUUGCCAAAAGUUCCGAGUACCCUAUCCAAAGAAGCCAGGGAUUUCUUGAAAAAAAUGUUUUGUGAGGAAGGCUCCGUUCAGAUCCACCGCUGA